Molecule: messenger RNA, 1116 nt
Organism: Neomonachus schauinslandi (Hawaiian monk seal)
Lineage: Eukaryota; Metazoa; Chordata; Mammalia; Carnivora; Phocidae
Gene: PTPN7
Product: protein tyrosine phosphatase non-receptor type 7
Exons: 9
Coding region: 1-1080 (359 amino acids)
Biological process (GO): protein dephosphorylation
Molecular function (GO): protein tyrosine phosphatase activity
Source: RefSeq, a predicted model, not a curated record
AUGGUCCAGGACCGUGGGGGGUGCUCCAGAGCACAGCUGCUGACCUGGUCUUUGGGGGCAGCCAUGACCCAGCCUCCACCCACCAAGGCACCGGCCAAGAAGCAUGUGCGGCUGCAGGAGAGGCGGGGCUCCAACGUUGCUUUGAUGCUGGAUGUGCGGUCCCUGGGGGCUGUGGAACCCAUUUGCUCGGUGAACACACCCCGGGAGGUCACCCUACACUUUCUGCGCACAGCUGGACACCCCCUCACCCGCUGGGCCCUGCAGCACCAGCCACCCAGCCCCAAGCAGCUGGAAGAGGAAUUCUUGAUCCCCUCGAACUUUGUCAACCCCGAAGACCUGGAUAUUCCUGGCCACACCUCCAAGGACCGAUACAAGACCAUCUUGCCAAAUCCCCAGAGCCGCGUCUGUCUAGGCCGGGCACAGAACCAAGAAGACGGAGACUACAUCAACGCCAACUACAUCCGAGGCUACGAUGGGCAGGAGAAGGUCUACAUUGCGACCCAGGGCCCCAUGCCCAACACUGUGUCGGACUUCUGGGAGAUGGUGUGGCAGGAAAAAGUGUCACUCAUUGUCAUGCUCACUCAGCUCCGAGAGGGCAAGGAGAAAUGUGUCCACUACUGGCCCACAGAAGAGGAAACCUACGGACCCUUCCGGCUCCGCAUCCAAGACACAAAAGAGUGUCCAGAGUACACUGUGCGGCAGCUCACCAUCCAGCACCAGGAGGAGUGCCGGGGAGUGAAGCACGUCCUCUUCUCCGCCUGGCCUGACCACCAGACCCCAGAAUCGGCUGGGCCCCUGCUGCGCCUGGUGGCCGAGGUGGAGGAGAGCCCAGAGACAGCUGCCAACACUGGGCCCAUCGUGGUCCACUGCAGUGCAGGGAUUGGCCGGACUGGCUGCUUCAUCGCCACCCGAAUUGGCUGUCAACAGCUGAAGGCCCGCGGGGAAGUGGACAUUCUGGGCAUCGUGUGCCAACUGCGGCUGGACAGGGGCGGAAUGAUCCAGACCACGGAGCAGUACCAGUUCCUGCAUCACACGCUGGCCCUGUAUGCGGCCCAGCUGCCGGAGGAGCCCUGCCCCUGAGCCCUGGCGCCCUCCACCAGCCCAGGUGCCAAAGUC